AUGAGCUCGAGACUCCGCCAACCCAGCUUCUUGGGUUGGCCCCAUGUCGGUGCCACAAAUGCUCCGUAUCAGUCAAGCAAAUGUUUUGCUCCACUAAGCGCUAUCAACAAUUGCAGCACGCACCAUUGCAGGCGCAAAGCGUUGGUUCGACGCGUCGGCGUGGCGACGCUGUACGCGGACCACAAACGAUACCCUCAUCGCGUUUGUCACCGGUUCGGUUGUCCUUGGACACGCUCCCUCCGUACAGACGUACCUCGGCCAGUGCCCGGUUCAAUAAGCGCGGCAUUAUGUUCUCCCAGUACUCCUCGGGCUCCAUCGACGCUGCUUCCGAUAGCAUAUCAGUGA
Colletotrichum paranaense is the source of this 345-nucleotide messenger RNA. RefSeq lists its product as uncharacterized. The record is from RefSeq and is a predicted model, not a curated record. NCBI's taxonomy places the organism in Eukaryota, Fungi, Ascomycota, Sordariomycetes, Glomerellales, Glomerellaceae. The transcript is spliced from 2 exons. The coding region runs from base 1 to 345 and encodes 114 amino acids.